Molecule: messenger RNA, 396 nt
Organism: Cooperia oncophora
Lineage: Eukaryota; Metazoa; Nematoda; Chromadorea; Rhabditida; Trichostrongylidae
Source: the annotation of a GenBank genome assembly
AUGGUAUCGAAGAAGAAGAAGAAAGAGCAAGAGGAGGAGGAAACUCAGGCAAGCAAACCUAGACCCUUUAUCGCCCAUGCCGUUCCAAUGUCGACUUACGUCUCUACUAAUCCACGGGUAUCUGAUAAGGCCUAUGUGGAGGCGAUUCGGAGAAGGCUUACGGCAACGAUGCGCAAACAUUUCGAACAAGAAGCUUUGAGGAGAUGUAAGAGUCUGGGUGAUCUGACCGUUCGACCUGUACCUAUAACGACGUAUGUAGCGCCAUCAAUACCCGAUUACCGCCGCUCACGGAGCGCUCACCGACGAGCUGUGCAGCUUCUGGUUGAAGCGACGACACCGCCUAUUCUCAGGGUAAGACUUUGGAUAUUUUUGCAUUACAGUGUGGCUUGCGAUUAA